CGUUAUUGCGCACUACCUCUCACUUGACCAAUGUUUUGGCUUUGCCUUUCUUCUUGGCAAGUGUCAGGCGUUCAUGUGAAGGGAGAAGUUGUCGCUCCAAUCUUCGGCUUCUCCUCGUCGUCAUGGAGGCUCGGGCGAGCUUCUGCCGUGAGGAAAUCAACAGCACCGUGUGGGAGGUUCCGGAGAAGUACACCCAUCUCAAGCAGAUCGGAACCGGGGCGUACGGCUCUGUUUGCUCAGCAACAAAUGAGAAGACGAAGGAGAGAGUGGCCAUCAAGAAGCUCCACCGGCCCUUCCAGUCAGAGAUCUUCGCUAAAAGGGCCUACCGGGAACUGCGGUUGCUCAAACACAUGAAGCAUGAAAAUGUGAUAGGACUUCUUGAUGUGUUUACAUCUGUUUCAAGCCUCGACGACUUCCAGGACUUCUACCUUGUGAUGCCUUACAUGUUUACUGACCUGUCAAAGGUGCGAGGUCAUCUCUCUGAAGACAAAGUGCAGUUUCUUGUCUACCAAAUGCUCUGUGGGCUCAGGUACAUCCACAAGGCUGGAAUCAUUCACAGGGAUCUUAAGCCUGGAAACUUGGCUGUAAACCAAGACUGUGAGCUGAAGAUCCUGGACUUCGGGCUAGCUCGCAGCACCGACGCCGAGAUGACAGGCUAUGUGGUGACUCGUUGGUACCGGGCACCUGAGGUCAUUCUGAACUGGAUGCACUACACGCAAACUGUGGACAUCUGGUCUGUGGGCUGCAUCAUGGCUGAAAUGAUCAACGGAAAAACCCUUUUUAAAGGGAAAGAUUAUAUGGACCAGCUGACACAGAUCAUGAAAGUUACCGGAGUGCCUGGACCAGAGUUUAUACAGAAACUGGACAGCCCUGAGGCAAAAAAUUAUGUGAAGGCCCUUCCUCACUAUCCCAGAAAAGACUUCUCAACAUUGUUUCCCCGAGCCAGUGCCAACGGCAUUGACCUGCUGGAGAAGAUGCUUGUUCUAGACAGUGAUGAGAGGCCCACAGCUGAACUGGCACUGGAGCAUCCGUACUUUGACAACCUCAGGGACCCAGAUGACCUCCCUGAGCCGGCACCAUACGAUGACAGCCACGACAAUGCCCAGUUAACUCUCGAGGAGUGGAAGCGGUUAUGUUUCCGAGAGGUGAAGAGCUUCGUGCCAUUCCCUCGGCGAGACUCCAAGAGAAAAAACACGCUGACUAUGACUCCCUGACUUGAUAAAUGUCAUGUAAAUAUAUAGAUAUAAAUAUGCUCAUGUCCCAACUACUGCACACCCAAUUGUGCUCCUGUACUGUAUAUUACAAUUAGGGAUUGCUUUUAUUUCUUUUGCCCUUAUCAUCUACACAUUUCAAAUCAUUUUUGCGUCAAGUGUAGGUGUUUGUGAAAGAGACAUUUCAUGUUACUCAUUCAGUUUCCUGUCAAUGAAUUGCCUUACUAAUACUUUUAAUCUUUCCCAAUUAAUAACUAUUUGUGUGCAUACCCACUUCAUUAUUGAGUUGAUAUAUUUUGAAUUUAGGAAGGCCAAAUUCAUCACCAUCACACUGGUAGUGAGUACAUGAAAUGUUAAUUGUCUGCGCAUUUUAUGGCCUUGGAUCUUGGUAUGAUUAUUUUAAUUUUGGUCAUUUAUGAUUUUGUUCUCUGUGCUGUCUGUUUGCACUUUAUGACUUAAUUUUAAGCCGAAUGUGUGUCUCUAGUAGACGUUGCCAUUUUUAUUUGAAAUGAACAUCUGCAUGUUUUUGUUCCAAAAAUCAAUGCAUACAAAGUAAAUAAAUAAUAACAUUGGAACACAUUAAUUAAAUUGUGACAUAAUGUAUUACAUUGUCAAUCUAUUUAAAACAAUAUAUUUAUUGAGAUAUACAUGUAAGGGCAUCUAUACACGGGUCAUACAACAAAUAACUUACUUUCAUAUUAUUGUUUCAGAUCAUAGUUUACUGUUUAAUUAAUACAUCGAUUCACAUUUGUUAUUCAUUUCAUUGACCUUACAUUUCCAUACUGUUGAGUGCCAGACGAUUGUACCCGGGUCAUACAUUCCUGAUAACAAUGUUGAAUUUCUGCACUUAAAUUACAUUUUGAAUGCUACAGUGGACAAAUUGUUCUCUUGUGUCAACCAAUAGAAUGUACAAUUAUAUUACUGAGGACACUUG
Molecule: messenger RNA, 2145 nt
Organism: Hippocampus comes (tiger tail seahorse)
Lineage: Eukaryota; Metazoa; Chordata; Actinopteri; Syngnathiformes; Syngnathidae
Gene: mapk13
Product: mitogen-activated protein kinase 13
Exons: 12
Coding region: 123-1214 (363 amino acids)
Biological process (GO): protein phosphorylation
Molecular function (GO): ATP binding; MAP kinase activity
Source: RefSeq, a predicted model, not a curated record